UGGUGUAAUCGUGUUUGAACUACUAGAAAGAUAACAGAGUUAUUUGGAUGUACGCUGUUAAAAGUUUGAUGUGUGGAAAAUGGUGUGAAAUGGCUUCCAAGUGCAGCCAGCCAUGCCAUGCCAGGCUGAUUGCAGUGCAGCGUGUCAGCUGACUUGGAUGUUUUCACAGUCAGCUUUGUAUUGAAGAUGUAGUCUUGUGAAAAUCGGCUGCAGCACUCAGGUUAGCUCUGGGCUGGGGGUCAUCCAGCUGCUUCAUUUAUCAUUUUCUUCUGACAACAGUGUCCUACAAUCAGGCCGGCGCUGGGUCAAGGCAUUUGGUCUACUUGGGAUCACUUAAACUUCACUGACUCUGUUUCUUUAAUAUUGAAUUUACUUUGCCAACCAGGACAAAGGCAACCAAUCAUCAUUACUCCAUACUAGAGUGUGAAAGUGUCUGCAUCAUCAUUAAUCCAUCAUGUGUACCAUCUUUCACUCGCUGACUUGCUCGGUUGCCACUGGACAUCCAGAGCUGGUCGCACAGGUCGGCUCCCAGAUGUGGGUGCAUGUCAGUUAAACCCCUUCCUUAUAAAAGUGGAAAAAAAGUUUGGACCCCAUGAGGUCAGGCUUGAACACUUUGCCAUCAGUGAGUGGAUCUCUGGCCCGGUCACACCUCCGAACGAGGGAUCCCUCGGAGUGCAGCAUGUCACAGUUGGCACAGGAAGGCCUGAGCCCAGCACAUUUAAUUAGCCAAGCUGUCUUGGCAUUGGAUGGGAGGGGGGACACACACACAGUGACGAGUCAUCAACAUCACCAAGGGCGCGGUGCUUGCUCGCUUGCUGUACUGCACAUCUAAAAAAACUUAACGGGAUGUGGAGGGGGGAAAGAGACGCAUGGGCCUUUAUGUGGAAAAUCAGUCAGUGGGAGAUGAAACGAGUAAUGCAGCAAAAAAAAUGAGGCAUGAGCACUGACUGACCUUUCCUUACAUGAGGUGUGUUCCUGUCCAGGAUUGAAUGCAGGAGGAGAAUAACACAGACCUCCCUGCUCCACAUGUCUGUAGUUAUCAUUCAAGUCAAUAUGUCAGAUCGAAUGAGAGAAAGAGAGAGAGAGAAAGAGAGAGAGAGAGAGAUGACUGUUGCUAUGAAAAAAAAAGCAAAGUUAGGAGAAACAGUUUGGGAGAAACCAUUCUGACAUCCCCUCUCUGUAAGCUUGCCUGCAUGUUGAGGAGCCCACCCCACCUCAGCCUGUAGUGAGGAGAGCCCAGUCCAGGCAGCCAGCAACCAGCGCGUCUCUGCCUACCAAUAGGCAUGCUCGGCUCAGGCUUCUGUGCAGUGCUCUCAGUCUCAGCAGCUAAAGCUGGGCGCAGGGGAACUGCGACGGCCGCGCCAAGCAUCUUCCCAGUGAUGGCCUCUGCUGAGCAACCGUGCUCCAGCUUCCACCAGCAGCACUGCGCAUAAGGCAACACACCCACCUUUGCCCUCCUGCCCAGAAGUGAGAGAGAGACACCACCAUGUACAGCGUGGAGGACCUCCUCAUUUCGCACGGAUAUAAAUUGCCCAAGAGCGGCCCUCCGUCUGCCACGCCUUAUGACAAGCGCCCUGCUGAUUGCCAGCGUGAACUUGUGGACAACAGGGCUGGCCGGGGGACACUGAACGGGUAUGAGGCGGACCGGGGGACAUCUAUCACAGGCAUCUAUGGCAGCAGACAGGCGCUGGUGAAGGGCUACCCCGCCACAGACAACGAGAUUGGGGAAAGGAACCAAAGGAGAAAAGAAGCCGGUAUCGGUAUCCUAGGUGACGCUCAGCCCUUGGGUGAUUCUCUUGCCACAGAUAGUGGGUUCUACGAUGUUCCCAGUUUGACUUAUUCAGAGCCACUGAGCUAUGACGAGAGGGAUGUUUCCUACUGGCGGAGACGAGGCCAGGACUUCAGCAUCCUUCUGGACUAUGCUGAUGGCAGGGAGCUGAGGGCCUCUGCUGGUGCAUGGAGGCCUCAGGCCCUGAUUGCAGCAGAGGAACACAGAGCAGAGAGGCAAGCGCAGCAGCUAUGGGAGGACAUUUCCUGGCUAAGGGACCUGGACGCAGCCCCUGGUCAGCUAAGGGUGACUGGGGAAAGAAAGUGCCAGAGCCUCGGUACAGAGGAGUGGAGGCCUGCUGUGGGCCUGGGAAGGCAGCUGUCGGAUGGGGAUGGGGAAAGGUGGGCUCAUGACCAGUACCGCCUGAGGACACCGGAGGGUUUUUUUCACCCGAGAACUAAAGCAAAGUCUCAGUCUCUCCCCAGAGUUUUGUCACCUGAUAGAAGUAGUGGCAGAGAGCUCAUUCCAUCUAGGCCUAGCCUACCUGAUAGACAGAGGUUAAACAGUACUGUCUUCUCUGGGCCCUAUAGUAGGUAUAUCUAUAGUGGUGCUCUUGUCAGGGACCGGUGGGGUAGGAAUGCUGGGCCAAGCAGCCAUGUUGCACUUUUACCAAAGCCCAGGUUCAGCAGGCCUUUAAAGCCUCCGUCAUAUGAGAUUCACCAGCAGACUAGGGGUAGCGCAGAAAUGCUUGCUAUUGAACAGGGUGCCAAACAAAAAGAAAGGCCUAUCUAUUAUCCAAGCAGAGGGGAGCUGAGACACGACUAUUUCGCACAACACUCUGCCAUCACUGGAAUGGAGCCCCCUGGCUACAUACCACCCCCGUCUUAUAAAAGAGCCCUACCCCCAAGAGCAGUUUCAAUGAACCGCAAUGAAAUGGCAAACCUAAGAUGGAGGGCGGAAGCUCUGCAGAUGCCCCACUCAGAUCCCGGAAGGUGGUUUUCCAGACAGGCAAGUUGUUCAUGGCUGGAACAUUAUGGAGAACGUGCUGCAUCCUAUCGAAAACAGGUAUAUUCUGGACAUGAGGAACAACAACAAAUACAACAGAUACAACAAAUACAACAAAUACAACAAAUACAACAACAGCAACCAAGUCAUGUCCGUCAGUUACCCACUGAAGACCCAAGAGUGAAGUCAAUCUCAGGAGGGCCUAGCGGAAGUUUUCUCACUGACUCAGACAAGAUCCGUAACAUCAACAAAGAGACUCCACCCGCUAAGAUUUUAGGACAAUCUACACAUGACAGUGCCUUUCCUCCCCAACAGGGGUCAGCUCCCAAUACCGAUGGCCGCAAAACAGCUCUCAAUGAUACGAUCGAAACCAGUAGUAGUAAUCGAUGGUGCAACAGGGGACUAAACAAAAAAAGUGACAGUAUAUCUUCUAGUCAGUUUUUUCCUUCAUCUAUUCUGGGUAAACCACCACCUCCCCCAAUCAAGCCGGCUGACCAGGGUGUCUCUGAAACUGUGACAGAAGUAAAAAAGGUGGAACCGCCUGAGCCACCAGAGAAAGACAAAUCCAAGAAUCUAAAAAAGAGACUUAGCGAGACAAUUUUUUGUUUGGUGUCUGUCCCUGUUACCCCGCAGCUCACUGGGACAAUCCGUGAUCAGAAUAACAACAAUGAGAAGUCACCAGACCCAGCGGACAGUCCCAGUGACAACAAAACUGGCCAUUUAACAAACCAAAGUCUCCAAAGCACAUCUUCAGCUGAAGCUGAGCUGCAAGCACUAACUGGUAGCAUAGCGAGCAGCAAAGCAAGCAGUAGAGCAAGCAGCAAAAUGUUUAAAAGAGUACCCUGUAGACCCCCUAAGAUAAACCAUUACAAGGAGAUGAAACUGUCGGGAACCUGGCCUGCAAACCAGUAUCGAGACCAGGAGACACAAACUAGCCCAGAGGCUCGAAAACCUGCCCCUGAAAACAAGGAAGCACAACAAGACCCUGCCACUCCCGGCACUGAAGUCCCUCCUGAUAGCGGCGGUGUAGUGGGCACUGCUUUUACUUUUCCUAUAAAGGGAGUGAAGAGCCUGAAACUGUCAAGCAACAGCGCCUUCUCCCUGACAUCCACCUUCUCCAACCAGCUGAACAAGAGCACAGCUCAGCAGCCAGCAGUACCACCCUCAGGAAAUGCAGAGGAGACUAAACCAGCAGCAAAUAGCGGGCAGGAUGCAUAUGAACAGUUCCUGCUGAAACCGUCCAGUCAGCGACCAUGGGAUGCUGUCAAGGAGCUGGAGUCCAUCAAAAAAGAAGUCCAGGAUCAACAGCAGCAGAGCAGCAAACAGCCCAGUGUUGACAAGUGCAUAGAGGACCUCAAUGAGGCCUACAAAGACAUCUUGGAGCUAGGCACUGCCAGCAAUAAAGUCCCAAAUGGUUCUGUUCAAAUUCCUGAGCGUAUUAAAAUCCGAUUGACAUCAGAACCACUCAACAAGCCCAGCAGCCUUAGGCGCAGUGCAGUAAGCUGGUCUGUUGACCCAGAAUACAGGGAAGUCAAGAGCGCCUUUUCCAGACCUGCAACAAAAUCGGUAACCUUCAGCAAGCAGCUUAGGGAGGAGCUCCCCGUCCCACCUCGGGAGACAGGCUUCAGAGAAUACAGGGUUGUUGCGCAUCUUUCGCGAAGACGAAGCAACGAUGGCAGGACAGUUAAACUAGACCUGCCAGAUGAGCCUAUCGAGACGCCACUUUGUGACUUCAGUCCAACAACGAACACUGCAGCAGCUGAGGUGCCGUGGGCAGAUAGGCAGCCCAUGCAGGACGCCUCUACGCUCACCAGUCCUCCUGAUUAUGAGGACAUAUGCCAGACUUUGCGUCAGACUCGUGACCCGGCAGAUGUCAAUAAAUCAGGCAGUUUUAAACCCAAUGACGGAGAGAAUCUUCAAGACCCCAAUGUUGAUUCAGAGGAGGAGUGCCCUAUUUGUAAAAGAGAACUUGAGAAUCAGAUGAGACAGGGUCCAUUGCCUCCACUCCACGAGGAGAACAGCUCGGACAGCUCGGCCAAUCAAAAUGGCAGUCCACCACAACGCGCUGCGUUAGAAAGUCCAGCAGAAGAGACAAAAAAAGAGGAGUCAAAUGACUCAAAUUCGAAUCAGUCAGGGUCUGGCCUGUGUGCCGAAACAAGGGAGCAGCAUUCAUCGACAGAGGAAAAUGUGGGAGGGGGUGAAAAAACAGACAAUGCUCAGGCAGAAAACUUGGACAAUUUGUGCACAGUUAAUCCUGCUGAGAGCAUACCAGGGGAUGGAGCUACAGAGGAGAGUGCACCCACAGUAUUAACAACUGAUGUGCCUGUAGACCCCAAAGACACAGAGGAACAGAGUGGUAGUGAAACAGCAACUAAGGAAGUAGUAGAGUUGGAAAAGAAGGAAGCCAUUUCAGGAGAAACACCUGAAGGCAGUGCAGACAAACAGACAGCUGAGGUGAAAAGUGAGUGUGAGGGACAAGACAGUACAAUGCCCGAUGACAAGCAGGAGCAAGAAAAGAAGCCAUUUGCUGCUGCAGAGCAUAGACUUAGUUUACGGACUCAUCUGGGGCGAGACCACCCAGACUUUCCAGAGUUUCCGCCAGAUAGACUGCCACUUUCAGUCCCCCCGAAUUUAGACCGCAGGCUGUCUCUUAGCUUGGAGGGGGAGAGGAGGAGCAGGGGCCCCGCCCAGCGAAUGGAAGCCCUGCAGAACAAGCUCGCGAUUUCUCCAGGCCGGGUGGCAGUCGAGCGCCUGGCCCGGAUGAGGGAGGUGGACGUUAUGUAUCGUAUGAGGCGCCUCAGCAUCAGGAGUACUGACUCUGGGGAGGGGGAGGCAGAGACAGAAGGGGAGGGCAAGGACGAACAAGCAGAGGUGCCCCUUCCUGCUCCUCAGAGAGACGAGGAGAACGAUCAAGAGGUCACCCAUUCACAGCAGGUCUCUGAGCAGACAGUGUUGAAAGAUGAGGAGGAGUCAUCUCUCUCAGAACCCCAUGAUCCCAGCCGAGUGGAGACAGUGUAGAAAGACUUCUGCGUCCAUCAUCUCCAUCUGAGGUUUUUAGCUCCAACACUGUGACCUGGCUGCCUACUAGAAUGCCUUCAUCUCAUCUUGACACUGAAAUGGCCUUCUUGUCCGACAAGAGCAUUGUGUACACCCUCACCCUCGGCGCUGCGUUGACUACUAAGAGUGCUGUUCCACUGCCAAAGGGAGGUGCCCCCUUUAACUUGUGGGGCAACUUCCACCCUGAAUCCCUCCCCAGCCUUUCCAAACUGACUUCCCACUACCCCCAUCUGUCCUCCAUCCCCAAGCCCAUCCUCUUAGAGGGUUCCUACUAGUUAGUCUUCUUGUAGCGGCUUGUCCUUUCUAUUCUAUCCUCCCUAUGCUUUUCUCAUUGGCAGACAUUAUGCAAUUCUGUCGUGCAUACUAGAACUUCUGAAAUGUCCAUAGUGAAUACAGUUGAGACAUUUUUUCGCGUACUGAACGAAUCUCGUUUGUUGUUUACGGAUGAGAUGUUAAGGAUAUGAAUGUAAGCAUUUAUGUUUAAGCUAACGUAGAUCUAGAAAGGGUUAUUGUCACAAACCUGUUCUGUUGCAUUUAAACUACACCAAAAUAAACUGCGCAUCUGAUUGUCGUGGUGAGGCGACAGCUGUUUUAGAACUGGACAUCACUGUCUCUGGCUCAAGAACUGUUUUGAUUUUCAGAUGAGAUCAAUCAGCCUUUCUUUUUUUUUAAAAAUCCAAUGACAUUGUGCCCUGUCUCAUCGCUUUUGUACACACUGCAACCAUAACCCAUAGAGCUCUUCAAUGAAGAGUGACUCUGCACCACACGACAUGAUAGAUCAGUGACCUAUUAUACGAUACAUUGGUUCUACACUGGAGAGGGAGAGUUGCCUUCUUUAACCAGAUAGUCGGCCCCCCGAAUCAAUCCGAUGUAUAGCUCCCAUUUCCAGGUAAUUUCAGGAAGCAAUAAAGGCACGGAUUGAGUUGAAGAGGUGAUCGGCAACUUUGAUUACAAAAAAAAUAAAUAA
This is a messenger RNA of Larimichthys crocea (large yellow croaker), 6797 nucleotides long. It is a transcript of the gene jcadb, whose product is annotated as junctional cadherin 5 associated b. Lineage: Eukaryota; Metazoa; Chordata; Actinopteri; Sciaenidae. Gene Ontology annotation, cellular component: ruffle membrane; adherens junction. The coding region runs from base 1487 to 5791 and encodes 1434 amino acids. The record is from RefSeq and is a predicted model, not a curated record. Gene Ontology annotation, biological process: positive regulation of blood vessel endothelial cell proliferation involved in sprouting angiogenesis. The transcript is spliced from 4 exons.